GUUUUAUAAAUUUUAUCAAAUCUAAACGGUGUCCUACUGCUACAUCGAGUUUCCACCCGGCCAAGAAGUGAGAAAGUGAAUACCCGGGCAGCUCUUAAUCCUAACGACUUAAAACGGUGAGAUGGCGGUUGUUCUCUCAUUGACUUCCCUUCAACAAUACCGUGCCGUUGUAAACCCUAAUUCGAAGAGCUUCAAAUCCCAACUCAAAAUCCCAAAUCGAAGCGUAUACUCUACUAUUCAAACCCGUCGAAGCACAAUCCUUAAUGUAUUGAAGAACAGAAACUCCGACGAAACCAGUACAGAUGAUGAUGAUGAAGUGAAUGAUUUGGGAGUAAAAGUAGCAUUAUCUGUGCUGAAAUUCUACAAAAGGGAAAUCUCGCCUGUAAUACCGAGGAGUUGCCGUUAUGUUCCUACAUGUAGCGAGUAUUCGAUGGAAGCAUACAAGAAAUAUGGAGUUGCGAAGGGAACAAUCUUGACUGCCUGGCGUCUCUGUCGUUGCAAUCCUCUUGGUAAUCAAUCUUGUUGUGGCUCUGGAUUUGAUCCUCCGCGAUGGUUUGAUGAGGAAGCUCCAUCUGAAGAAUGAUUAAGCUAAAUAUACUGUUUUUGUUCUCUUUCAGGUCAGUCAUACCUUCUUUUGUCAUCUGUGUAUUACUAUCAUGUCUACCUUUGUUGAUGCUCUAUUAUCAUAUCUGUAUUGUUUGGAGGCUAGAAGUCGAGACUGAAUUUGUUUAUUAGUUGAAUAUAAUCUCUUUCAAUAUGUGCAUUCAAU
This is a messenger RNA of Tripterygium wilfordii, 769 nucleotides long. RefSeq names its product UPF0161 protein At3g09310. The record is from RefSeq and is a predicted model, not a curated record. The transcript has 4 exons. Bases 122 to 583 code for a protein of 153 amino acids. NCBI's taxonomy places the organism in Eukaryota, Viridiplantae, Streptophyta, Magnoliopsida, Celastrales, Celastraceae.